CAAUCAAUUUUCAGGGCAACGAGCUUAACCCCAAAUGCGGUGUAUUUGAAAGAUCGUGGUACUUUUAGGCCCUACAUCCGGCGAUUCUACAUUAGAUAAACUUAUUUAAAUUUGCAUGUUUCUGACAGGAUAAAAUGAAACAUAUAUUAGAAAUUAGUGACAGAGAGGCAUUGAGGUAUGUAAUUUCACGAGAGCUAAAGAAUUAUGGUCUGAAAGUCCCGAAGGAUAAGAAAUCGAACGGCAGUAGCUCCUCCGUCGUGUGUAAAGUUCACACACAACAGGAAUUAUGCUCAUUUGGUUGUCCCCUCAGCUGCCUACCAUCAGUUUCCGUCGAUAAUGAAUCACCACAUACCGUCCCAAGAUACUUAGUUGAGUGCGUAGAGUUUCUGAAAUUGCAUCUGAAUUCAGAAGGGUUGUUUCGAAAGUCGGGAUCAAAAUUAAGGCAAAAGGAAUUAAAGCAAAAUAUCAUAAAUGGAGAGGUAAUCCCAGAGAAUUCACACUCUGCCGAUGUUGCAAGUCUCUUUAAGGAAUUUUUCCGUGAGCUUCCGGACCCUCUGUUCACCCUUAAGCUUCAAGAAACCUUCCUGAAAUGUGCCCAGCUUGACGAAGAGUGGAAGCAGAAGAAUGCCAUCCUCCUCCUAGUAAACAUUCUACCAGAGAGGCACUUCCACACACUGCUAUACCUUAUGAACUUCUUAAGCGAUGUGGCAGCGCACUCUGAAAACAACAAGAUGAAUGUCAGGAACCUUGCAUUAGUGCUGACCCCAAAUCUCAUCGGUCUGAACGAGAAGCAGGAAAAGAGCUCUACUCUGUCGGAGAAGAUCCUUCGGAUUUUUAUGUCCGUGAUCACUCUUCUGAUAAAGCAAGCAGAUAGGAUAGGUUACAUUUCAGAGACAAUGGCUGAGAAGGUGCAGAAUUUUGCCAAUAAAUCCUGGAGUACCGUUGAUGGUGGAUUGACAUCUGAGGAUGAUCUGGAUUGUAGUGGAGAGGCCAUCCUUGAUGAGAAAAUAAUUAAAAAGAAACGGAGAAGGAGUGGGUCAUUACAAGAUGCUGUUAGCAGUCUUGGAUCAUUCUUUACAUCUCCAUUUGUCACUAGUGCAAUAGUUCAAACCCCUAUACGUAACCAAGGAGUCAACGAGACACCAAAGAUAAUGCGGUCAAAACGGAAGGCCAGUGAAGAUAGUGGUGCUUUUACAUCAGCCAAGAGGAAAGCGUUAUUAAAGCAACUUCCAGCUGAUCAGAGGUUUAGUAAACGUAGAGCACGUAACCAUGACAACAUUCAGACCACACCCAGUACCUACCAAGGCCCAGCCCUAGGUGAAGUUGAUUUAACUCACGAUGGCCAGACCGUGUUCAAAUUCAGUUCACCAUCUCUGAAAUUUGCAGACGAAAGCUUCUGCGGUUUCAACGCUACUCCUGUGAAAAGUGAGAAGUUUCUAGAUUUGUCAACGCCAAAAACAACACCGGGUAAAGGACGCUUGAAAAAACUUAACCCAUUGAACUCCAAGAGAUUCAAAAGGCGGUCAUUUGGUCCACUAACACACACUCUAGGAGGGGGAACCCCCUCUGGUUCAUCAGAGAAAGGCGUGACCUCAUCGAUCUCCUCAAUCAGGAAGAAACUCGGACAGCGAUCAAUAAAACCUCAGGGCACACCAAUUCCCCCUGGAUUAGCACCCGGUGAACAGUCUAUUGGGUGGAGACUCGCAAACAGACCACCAAAAAAAGGUCUUGAUACUCUCAAAGUUGUUGAGGAUGCUCUAGUGGGUCGAAAGAAACGUGCUCACAAGAAAUCUUUGAGUUCUCCAGCAAAAGUACUUACCAGAAAUAUGUAUACAAAAAGCUCAUUUGGUUCCGGUCCCGCCGUUACUCUGCAGGAUUUGCAUUAUGGAAAUGUUGCCACACCGCAGAAGGACAAUACAAAAUCGCCGAAAGUAAUGCUUGUCGAUGUUCAAAUGUCUUGGAAGGGACCUGUUCAUGAUUUGAACCAAGAAACAGUUGCAAAUAACAAUAAUAACCAGGUUGAUCAGGUACCACUUGGUCUUCCUACUGCUGUCGUUCAUGUUGCCAAGAGGCAGGAUUCUACUCUAAAACGACAAGGACCAGUCACGCCAAAUACGGCAAACAAAUACAGGUAUGCCAAUAGAGCAAAACCUGUACACAAUAGUUACUUAGCCUCACCAGAGCCUUCGCCGGAACUCGCUUCUACACACACAGACCCAGUACCAGCAAGUUUGCCGUAUUCAACCAGUCAUCAGUCGCUGUCCAGUGUGUUAUCAAACAUUAGUGUAACAAGCACCAAAUCUGUUUUCAGUGUUGAAUGUAAUUAUAGUCAAGAAGUCAGUGAGGGUCAAAGUUUGCAAAGUGUAAUCCCUCCGCAGAGGAUGUACCCAAACCAUUCUGUCACUCAGGCAAGUGUACCUGCUUCUGUUGAGUACAGCAGCAGCCAGAACUACACAAACAAUCUGGCAUACUCCAAUGCCCAGUCAUAUACCAAUGCCCAGGCAUACACCAAUGCCCAGCCAUACACCAACACUCAGGCAUACACCAACGCCCAGCCAUACACCAAUGCCCAGCCAUACACCAAUGCCCAGGCAUACUCCAACCCUCAGGCCUACACAAACACACAGGCCUAUGCCAACAAUCCAGCCUACACCAACGCCUACAGUACCACCCAGAUCUGCAGCACCGCUCAGGCCUAUGCCACCACCCAGGCCUAUACCACCACCCAGGCCUAUGCUACCACCCAUGCCUAUGCCACCACUCAGGCCUAUACCAUGACCCAAGCUCUCCCAUACAACAGUGAUUGCAAGGAAAAACAGCUUGGUGAUGGCACAGCUAGUAAAACCUCAAGUCUUGAUAGUCUAGAUACUGUGGGCAGUGAAGAGGAGUUGAAAGCACAUCAGAAGCUUAAGAAAUCCACUUCUGUUGAUAGUGGUCGAGGAGCAUCAUUGUAUGAUAGUGAGGGAAUGUACAAGAUUGAGGACAUUGCACUAUUGAUGAAAAAUCUUGAACAUACAAAUAAUCAUAUAAAAGCAGAGGAAAUAAGUAAUAGUCCAGUAAAUUAUGCACCUUCUUAUGCACCAAAAGUGAACUCUGUGAAAAAGUCAGAGACUCUAAAUAGGCAACCUCAAUCGCGUCAGGUGCCGAAGCCUAUUCAAGCAGUAGAACAUAAUAAAAAAAAGGAUGCUACUGCUAAACAACUUGGCUCUAAUGCAUUUUACAGUUCUCUUCCCAGAGGAUUGUCUUCAUCAACAAUGGCAGGCCACUAUAACAGAUCCCAAUGGCAGUACAGCUCCUGUACUCUUCCUACGAGACGUGUUACACGCUCGCAAACAUGCCCAGAAGCUGUUGGCUCCCUAGAUGUACGCAGGCUUAGUAAUAGCGUUGUAGAAGCCAAUGUCGAGCUCAGUGCUUCGGAAGAAAAUAGUCCAUUGAAAAUGCUGAAUAGAACUCCGCUCAGAUUCUCAUCCAGAGGGCGUCGUCCAUCAUUGCCAUCACAGCCUUCGGAAGCAGCUGUAGCUUCUAAGAAAGCAGGCAGAUCUUUAAGAAAGAGUUUCUCUUCCGGUUCGGGUGUGCGGUCACCAAAGUUUCCAUUGACUUCUCUUGUCAAAUCUAUUAGCUCAGAAAGUGGAUUAUCAAGAGUUGAUACAGAAGAACCAUUUGAGGAUGAGGAUUAUGAAGAUGAAUCUGAUGAUGAUGAGGGUGAUGACAUCUUCAGGUCACGGAUUCCAAAAAAUCACUUCAGGCCACGACCACGUUUUAAUCAAAAUCAAGAAUCCACGUCUCGAUUCCAAACAUUGACACCAUGUCAGGAAGCUGAAGAUGAAGAACUGAUACGAAAGCAUCAUCGACCAACUCCACUGGUUGAAAACUGCAAUGAUAAUAUAAUUGAACAAGUACCUGUUAUAAACCAAUCAUCUCUAACACCACUACACCUUGCUAAGUGCACAAAGGUACGCGUCCCAGGCAAGAAGACUGUCACACAUAAGUACAAUACUCCGACAAAGUCCAAACGUUUCGGCUUUCUAAGCUCAAGCAAAACAAAGGACGAGGGGAAGAUUACACCCAAAAAUACCAAGUCUCCAAAGAAAUAUCCUCGAUCCCCAGUUAACCCUCUAAACCAUCCCUCAGUAGAUCUGAGUAGUGCCUUUUUUACUCAAGAUUUUUAACAAAGUGAUAGUGAGCAUAAGUAAUCCUAUACCUUUCCAGUAAAAUAAUAUUCAUAAGUACUCCUCGGGUAAAAUUGAGAGUGGUCGUGUUGGAUGUGCGUUGCCCGUUCUUAAAUCUUGAUGUAUAAAAGAAUACAACAUGCUGUAUGAGUAUUACUGUAAAUAGCUAAAAAAUAUUGAUUAUUAAUUUGAGGAAAGUGAAACAUUAUUAAGAUGUCAAUUGUUGUAGAUAUUACAUAUGCAGAUGGUUCUCUUAUUUAAGUAUUUGUAGAUAAGCAAAAGAGUGAAUCAAAGUAAAUGUAUAUCAUAUGAAUUUCCGGUCCAUUUUGUUAAUAAGGUGCUGAAUCCUGCAAAGACUUCAGCUCAAUGGAUAACUAUUAGCUAUUAAGUGAGAAAAAAAAAAGAGAAAUCGCAUCAGCCCUCAAAAUUUUAUAUACCAAUUUCUAUUUGUUGUUCUCUGUUAUUUUCUGUAUGUAACCUGUGUAUUUUAUAUUUUAAUUUUUGUUCCUUUCAAUUUUUGAUAAUUUGAUAGAUUUUUUUUUAAUUCGAG
This is a messenger RNA of Anneissia japonica, 4719 nucleotides long. RefSeq lists its product as uncharacterized. The transcript has 10 exons. The record is from RefSeq and is a predicted model, not a curated record. The coding region runs from base 135 to 4169 and encodes 1344 amino acids. NCBI's taxonomy places the organism in Eukaryota, Metazoa, Echinodermata, Crinoidea, Comatulida, Comatulidae. Gene Ontology annotation, biological process: signal transduction.